Molecule: messenger RNA, 1743 nt
Organism: Parascedosporium putredinis
Lineage: Eukaryota; Fungi; Ascomycota; Sordariomycetes; Microascales; Microascaceae
Source: the annotation of a GenBank genome assembly
AUGAAGACCACUUCUCUUCUGGUCCUCGCCGCUGGCGUUGGCGAGACCUAUGCCACUUUUGGAAACUUCUUUGGCGGCUUCAAGGGCGCCAACCCCUUCAACUGCCCCGACAACACCGACAACAGCAGGUGCGAGGAGCGUCAGAGGGGCGGCUUCGACUUCACCGACCUCAUCCCCGGUUCCAAGAACCCCUUCUAUGGCGGCUUCAACUUCAACGGCUUCGAGUGCAAGAACGACCAGCGCAACCGCCGCGAGCUGAGCGGUGAGUGCGGUCCCGACAAGAACUCGAACCCCUUCUUCGGCCACCCCACCGAGAGCUUCUCCAUCGACGAGAUUGAGAUCAUUCCCGAGUUCACCGCCGACUUUGAGUUCGUCUACGACAUGCCCAACGGCUCGCAGUGCAAGCACCGCUCCACGUGCAACGCCGGCGGCUCCGUCGUCAAGAACACCCAGUGCGGUGGCGCCAAGAAGGUCACCGUUGUCUUCCCCAAGCAGAACAACAAGCCCAAGGCCAAGACCACCCCUCCCCAGACCACCGCUCCCGAGGUGCCUCAGACGACCGUCCCCGAGGUUCCCGAGACUACCGUUCCCGAGGUUCCUGAGACUACUGUGCCUGAGGUCCCUGAGACGACUGUCCCUGAGGUUCCUGAGACCACUGUUCCCGAGGUUCCUGGUACUACCGUCCCUGAGGUACCCGAGACCACCGCUCCCGAGGCUUCGGAGACCACCCCCGACGCUGUUGAGACCACCCCCGAGGUUCCGGAGACUAGCGCCGUGAGCUCCUCCUCGCCCGAGGAACCCGAGACCACGCCUUCCGUGCCCGAGGAGCCCGAGACCACCGCUCCUCCCACCGUGGACACCACCGUGACCACCCGCCUCACCACCUCGACCAUCUUCACCACCGUCGUCAACACCGUCACCGACUGCGGCCCCGCGGUCCCCAACUGCCCCGCUGACCAGGCCAGCACCGUCAUCGUCACCGCCACCAUCCCCUUGACCACCACCAUCUGCCCCGUCACCGAGACCAUCACCCGCACCCAGGGCCAGGAGCCUCCCUCCUCGUCCGUGGUCUCCAACAGCCCCAUCCAGUCCACCCCCGUCGAGCCCCUCCCUUGCCCCGAGGUUGUCCCCUCUUGCCUCAACACGUGGCUCUUCUCCGUCGGCUGCGCCGACAACACUGACACCGCCUGCUUCUGCCCCGAUGCCGCCUUUGUCAAGAACAUCUUCACCUGCAUCUACGCCUACGGCCAGACCGAGACCAUUGUCUCCGAGGCCAUUGUCUUCUUCCAGGGCAUCUGCGGUGGCCACGUCCCCGAGAACCCGGCCAUCGUCACCGGUGUCGACUCCAUCACCUCGGUCAUCACCGAGGCCCCCAAGCCCACCGUCCCCGCCGGCUACGCCACCGUCACCGUCACCGUCACCACCGUCGUUCCCUGCGUCACUGACGGCGUCACCAUCUCCGGCUCUAGCAUCACCACCGUCAUUGAGCAGACCGCCGAGAUCCCCAACGUCGGCUUCCAGACCAACUCCAACGGCAACGUCAAUGUCGUCCCCACCACCCCCGUCGCCGUCGUCAACCCCCGCCGCCACCGCCACCCCUAUCGGCACUUUCCUUUCCGUCCCCGUUGCCUCCAACACUGGCGGUGUCUCCCCACCUCUCCCGUCGUCGUUGCUGGCGCUAACAAGGUCGCUUCCGGCCUGGGCCUUGGCUUCGCCGCCGUCGCCGCUCUUGCUCUCUUCUAA